Molecule: messenger RNA, 2372 nt
Organism: Parus major (Great Tit)
Lineage: Eukaryota; Metazoa; Chordata; Aves; Passeriformes; Paridae
Gene: MTMR11
Product: myotubularin related protein 11
Exons: 14
Coding region: 89-2203 (704 amino acids)
Source: RefSeq, a predicted model, not a curated record
UGCCGGAGCCGGGCCGGGCUCUCGGGGCUCUCUCCCGGGCUGCUCUGGCCCCGGCGCUCCGGGCCCGCCCGGCCAAAGUCCCUGCGCCAUGAGCGGGGCCCCGGGCGGGCGUCGCCCGACCUUCCCCGGGCUCCCAGGUAGGGCCGGGGCCGGGACCGGGGUCUGGGGGAGGCUCGGCGCGCUCGGAGCCCCGGACCCAGUGUCGGUCCCCGCAGGGGAGCGGGUGCUUGAGGAGGCGGCGGGCGCCCGGCAGCGCUGCGGGAACGGCGGCGGCUCCGUCCCGGGGACGCUGCUCUGCACCAACCGCCGCCUCGCCUUCCUGCCCGGCCAGGCUCCUGGCUCCCGUGGCCUCCUCCGCUCUGAGGAUGAGGUGGCCCUGCCCUGCAUCCACAAGCUGGUGGCAGCCAGCAGCUUCUCCAAGCCCAAGGUGCUGACGGCCGCCUCCACCCUCAAGUUCAUCCCCGAGGAACUCGCCGUCUUCUGUCGGGAUUUCCGCCUGCUCCAUUUUUACUUCCCCGAGAACGGGUUGGCUCCGCAGGCGUUCCGGGUGGCCAAUGCCAUCGCACAGGCACGGGAGGCAGCUGAGUGGGAGGGGGACGCUGCUGAGGGACACGAUGGCUGGUCCUGCCCUGGCGAAGACCCCCCGGAGGAGGACGAGGACGAGGAGGAUGAGGAGGAAGGCUCAUCCACCAUGCUGCUCUUCGAGAGCCUGUGGGACUGGGAGAAGGAGCUGCAGCGUCUUGGCACUGUGGGCUGGAGGGUGAGCACCGUCAAUGAGCGCUUCGACAUGGCCCCCAGCCUCCCCCAGUACCUGUGGGUGCCCAGUGGGCUUCUGGACCGCGACCUCAAGCAAACUUUUGCCCACUUUCAGGAGCGACGGGUGCCUCGCCUGUGCUGGCACCACCCGGGUGGGGGGGACCUGCUGAGAGCCGCCAGCUUUCACCCAGCCUCAGAGCCAGGCAGCGAGGACGUGAGGUGCCUGGAGGCGCUGCUGCUGGGGGACCGUGGGCCCUGCAUUUUGGCCGACACGGCCGAGCUGCCCACGCUCGCUGACAUCCAGCUCGCCCACCUGAGGCUGCGGGCACUCUGCCUGCCUGGUGCGGUGGCAGAGGAGAAGUGGCUCUCAGCCCUGGAGGGGACACACUGGCUGGACCAUGUCCGCACCUGCCUGAGAAAAGCUGUGGAGGUGGUGUUGCUGCUGGCAGGGAAGCGCUGCUCUGUGGUCCUGCAAGAGCCCUCGGAUCGGGACCUGAACUGCCUCCUGGCCUCUCUGGUGCAGCUCCUGGGGGACCCCCACGCCCGCUCCCUGCCUGGCUUCCAGAGCCUGGUGCAGCGGGAGUGGGUGGCAGCCGGACACCCCUUCCCGCACCGCCUGGGGCUGCUCUGCCGGGACGCUCCUCGGGAGGAGGCCCCCGUGUUCCUGCUGUUCCUGGACUGCACGUGGCAGCUCCUGUGGCAAUUCCCGGCAGAUUUUGGCUUCACUGAGGCUUUUCUCCUGGCUCUCCACGACAGCAGCUUCAGCCCCUACUUCAGCACUUUCCGCUUCAGCUGCCAGCGCCAGCGGGGCCGCAGCAGCAUGCCCCAACUCCCCAGCCAGACCUACUGGCCUGUGGGGGGCUGGCAGGAUCCUGGGGGGCACAGGGGAGGCCCCCGCACCUGCACCUUCCCCCCGGUCUGGGCCUGGGGGCAGCGCUACACCCGGCAGCAGCAGGAGCAAUUCCGGAACCCUAUGGGACCCCCGGCCCCUGCUGAGUCCCUGGCCCCGGGCACGACCCUCAUCCCUAACCCUAACCCUCACCCUAACCCUCCACUUUUCCUAAUCCCUGUUUUGCCCUUUUCCCAGCCUGGAGACCCCUGCCCGCAGGGGGGACCCAGGCUGGUGCUGACGCUGGCUAAGGGCUCGUUGUGCCCCCACCCCCUGCCCUGGUGGAGCCGCCCCCCCCCGCGCCCCCCCCACGGGGUGUCCCUCUCAGAGAGCCUGGGGACACAAGGGGGGCUCUUGGGGACCUGCCAGCCCCCCCCAGGGCUGCUCCUGCCCUGCACCCUCGGGCCCUGCGUCCGCCUCUGGCACCGCUGCUACCUCAGGGGGCUGCCCCAGGAACAGCAGCGUGGGCGCUUGGCCCCGUCCCUGGCCGGGCUGGCUGAGGAGCUGGAGCUGCUCCAGGAGCGGCUCCGUGCCUGGGACACGCAGAGACCGCACUGAGACCCCGAGAGCAUCGGCCAGACACCGCCAGCAUCUCCGGAGCCCUGGGGCCUUUGCAACAGCCCCGUGCCCUCUCCUUGCAGCUGCUCCCGGCUCCCUCUGCGUGCUUGGGGGUCCCGCGGCGUCCCCGACGCUGGGCGAGCACUUUCCAUUAAAUCUAUGCUGCCUC